Messenger RNA from Cucurbitaria berberidis CBS 394.84, 1764 nucleotides. RefSeq names its product M protein repeat protein-like protein. Lineage: Eukaryota; Fungi; Ascomycota; Dothideomycetes; Pleosporales; Cucurbitariaceae. Bases 1 to 1764 code for a protein of 587 amino acids. The transcript has 3 exons. The record is from RefSeq and is a predicted model, not a curated record.
AUGGCGGACGAAGACAAAGAAAAGGCCGAGAAGGUCGCCGCGGCUAAGAAGCGCGUGGAGCAAAUGAAGAAACAGAAGGCGAAGAAGGCAGGCGGCGCAAAGAAGAAAGAAAGCAAGACCGAGGAAAGCAAGACCGAAGCUCCCGCUGAAGCUGAAGCCGAAGCCUCCACCACACCCGCGAAAGCUGAAACCAAGCCCGAAGAAGUUGCGACCGAACCUGUCGAAGCCACAAGCGCUUCGCCGGGACCCGUUGAAGAUGAUGAAGAGCCAUCGAGCCUUCCCGUGCCAAAGCCAUCGCAUGGACGCAAGCUUUCUGUAGCCGUCGAGUCGCGACAAAGAUCUGAAUCCUUCUAUCGCUCGGGCGCCGCUGCUACACCAAUAUCUCCCAAUCCUUUGUCGCCUUCGGGUGGGGUUACGAGCGAGGUAUACAGGGAACAGGCGCAGAGGAUUGAAGAGCUCGAGAAGGAUAACAAGAGGCUAGCGGGCGAGGUUGAGGAUAGUGAGAACAAGCGGAGGAAGGGCGAGGAGGAACUUGAGGAGCUAAGAGAAGGUAGAGGGGAUGUUGCGCUUGCUGUUGCGAAGGGCAAGGAAGCUGAUCAGCUAAAAUCAGAAGUCGAGUCGCUCAAGCGACAGCUAUCGCAAGCUCAGACACAAAGCACAAAGUCCAAGAGCCGUACCUCGACCGCCUCGCCUGGCCAGACCGCAUCUAUCGAUGACCUCAAUGCGCAGGUCGCUUCAAAAUCCGCUACUAUCGAAUCGCUAGAGCUAGAGAUUUCGAACGUGCACCGCCAAUUGUCAGAGGAGACAAACAAGAACAAUGAGCUACAGUCGAAACUGUCAACCCUCGAGAUUGCCUUACAAAAGACCGAGCAGGAGGCCAGCUCAACGAAGACUGAGCUCGAGGAGCUCAAGGCAAACCUGGACAAGGCGAGCGAACAAGUAGACAAAGAAGGGUCAGAUCGCGAUUCUGCACAAACACGCAUCGCGCAGCUAGAGGCGGAACUUGGUGCGGCAAAUCGCAAGGCAUCAGACUCGAUAUCCCGUGCCGAAUUGCUGGAGAAGAAGAUUGAGACUCUUACACAACUCCAUCGCGACAACGAUUCCCGAAACCAGACACGUGUACAGGAGCACAAGAAGGUCGAGCGCGAAGCAGCUGAGCUUCGAACUCGCAUUGCAGGUCUCAGCAACGAAAAUGCCCGCCUACGAGAAGCUGAGCAGCGUCGCCGAAAAGCCGAUUUAGGCUCCAUCGAAGACUCCAGCGUGCAAGAGCUUGUCGAUGAAGAGCGCGACAGACUGCUCGCUCAAAUGCGUACUCUGGAAGAGGAGAACUUCGAGUUGAGGCGAGGGGUAUGGCGCGAUCGCCGCCGCGACAUGCAGCCCAACAUCGACGACCAAAACGACCCUACUUCCGGUUUCGACGAUGUCGAUCUCUCCGGCCAUCCCCCCAACCGCCAGCAACUCGCCAAUCGCACACACUCCACCUUCACCGACGUGCUGAACUCUGGCAUUUCUGCCUUUACAGGCCAAACGCCCGCACAUCGACGUAGCGAUGCCGCCACCAAGCCUAAGCCGCGGCAAGAGAGCUUGGGUAGCUUGGAUGAGUUCGAGAUUGAUGAAGGUGCAUUUAGGUUAGCGCAGGAGGAGGAGGCGAAGAAGCGGAUUGAGAGGGUUAGGGAGGUUAAGAGGGGGUUGGUCAACUUCAAGGGGUGGAGGGCAGAUUUUGUGGAUAUUAGAGUGGGGUUGGGCGGUGUCUUUGAGAUUUGA